AAUUAAUUCACAUAUAUACAUACAUUCUACCCCAGGUACGAGGCUGGCACUAUACUUAUUGUCAAGAUAUAGCCUCUAGAAGGCGUUCGCCAUAAAUCCCACCCUGCCCCGCACCACCACACCACACCACACCACACCACACUACUCCAGUUACCUCCUCACAUCUACAUAAUCAGGCAAUCAAUCAAUCCCUCCUCGAUUCUCUCUCUCUCUCUCUCUCUCUCUCUCUCACACCCACAAAUGGCUACGAACUCACUCCACCGACGAAUCGCGGCGCUUCCGCAUCUCCCCCCUUCCAUCCGAUGCCUGCAACACUCACGACCGCCCCCAAUUGCACACAGACACCUGCAACUCGCGCGAUCCCCGAAUGCGCACCGAUACGCAUCGUCCGACGCGGCUGCCACCCAAGAACCCGCCCAAGAAGCACCGAAGAACGCGCGGCGCGGAGUCCGAAGAACAGUGCUGGGGACUUCGCUGGCGCUCGCGCUUUUGGCUGGGUAUGUGUAUGUCACGGAUACGCGGGCCAGCGUGCAUCGCUACGGCGCUGUGCCGUUGAUUCGGCUGUUGUAUCCGGAUGCAGAGGAUGCGCAUCAUCUCGGGGUGGAUUCGUUGAAAACUUUGUAUAAGUAUGGGUUGCAUCCUCGGGAGCGGGGGGGGCUGGAUGCGGAUGGGGUUCUUGAGACUGAGGUCUUUGGUUACACUCUUUCCAACCCCAUUGGAAUCUCCGGUGGACUGGAUAAGCAUGCCGAGAUCCCUGAUCCGCUCUUUGAGAUCGGUCCUGCCAUUGUCGAAGUCGGCGGUACGACGCCUCUGCCGCAGGAGGGGAACCCGCGUCCCCGCGUCUUCCGGGUGGUUUCUCAGAAGGCCAUGAUCAAUCGAUACGGGUUGAACUCCAAGGGAGCGGAUCAUAUGGCUGCUAUUCUGGAGCAGAGAGUUCGCGACUACGCCUACGCUAAUGGGUUUGGACUCCAUGACUUGGCCGAGCAGCGUGUUCUCGAUGGGGAGGCCGGUGUGCCCCCCGGCAGUCUGCGCCCAGGAAAAUUGCUAGCCGUGCAGGUCGCCAAGAACAAGGCCACUCCCGACGGCGAUAUCGAAGCGAUUAAGCGCGACUAUGUGUACUGCGUAGAUCGCGUUGCCAAAUACGCCGAUAUCCUCGUUGUCAACGUGUCGAGCCCCAAUACUCCCGGUCUGCGUGAUCUCCAGGCCGCGGCCCCCCUCACUGCUAUCCUCAAAGCCGUAGUCGGAGCCGCAAAGAGCGUCGAUCGCAAAACCAAGCCUUCCGUGAUGGUCAAGGUUAGCCCCGACGAGGACUCGGACGAGCAGGUCUCUGGCAUAUGCGACGCAGUUCGGGACUCUGGCGUCGACGGCGUUAUUGUUGGAAACACCACCAACCGUCGCCCCGACCCUCUGCCCCAAGGCUAUGCUCUCUCGCCAAAGGAACAAACGACGUUGAAACAAACAGGUGGAUACUCCGGCCCUCAGCUCUUCGACCGCACAGUGGCGCUCGUAGCCCGCUAUCGCUCCAUGCUGGAUGCCGCGGCCUCGGAACAACCCGGAGCUGCUGUCGCGGAAUUAGUAGAGCCUGGCUCGGAGAACGUUCCUUCUGGAGUGGAACCUACUAGCAGCACUGCCAGUGAACUUCCGCGCAAGGUCAUCUUCGCUUCUGGAGGAAUCACCAAUGGCAAGCAAGCCAAGGCUGUUUUGGAUGCUGGCGCGUCCGUUGCGAUGAUGUAUACGGGCGUUGUUUAUGGUGGGGUUGGUACCGUUACCCGUGUCAAACAGGAACUGCACGAGGAGAAACAGCAGGUGCAGAAGUAAAUAUAACAGUAAUGCAUGCAUGGAUUUAUGCGUAGGUUGGGAAAGAAAACAGCAUGGGGAUGAAUAUGGUUAUUGUAAAUAGUCUAGAUCAGUUGUAGGAGUUAAAAAGCAUGCAUAUGUCUCUUUGCAUCUCUGUGGUUGUACGCUGAGUAUUUUAGAAUAUCAACCAGUUAGUUCGAGGAUGAUUCAUUCAUUGACAGUGUUCGUGUUCGUAUGCAUUUUCCUUGGAUUGUUUCUAAGAA
Aspergillus ochraceoroseus IBT 24754 is the source of this 2060-nucleotide messenger RNA. RefSeq names its product dihydroorotate dehydrogenase 2. The coding region runs from base 241 to 1818 and encodes 525 amino acids. The transcript is spliced from 2 exons. Gene Ontology annotation, cellular component: mitochondrial inner membrane; cytoplasm. The record is from RefSeq and is a predicted model, not a curated record. NCBI's taxonomy places the organism in Eukaryota, Fungi, Ascomycota, Eurotiomycetes, Eurotiales, Aspergillaceae. Gene Ontology annotation, biological process: 'de novo' pyrimidine nucleobase biosynthetic process; pyrimidine ribonucleotide biosynthetic process. Gene Ontology annotation, molecular function: dihydroorotate dehydrogenase activity.